AUGGCUCCGGUCACUGGGGUGCUCCAGCCCGGCGGGGGCGCGUUCGAGCCGUCCGGGGGCAUGCACCGCCCGUUCACGUCGCGUUCCAAAUUCCACUCUGCCAGUUCGAAGUCCCUGAGCGCGAAGAAGGCCCGCGGCGUCUCCAGCAGCACCCGCCGCGGCUCCGCGGAGCACCAGCGCACCGCCCCGGCCGCCCUGCCAUACAACUUGGCUACAGCCGAGCCCUUCCGACCCGCGCACUGGUCCUCACACACCUCGCUCGCGACCGCGCUGCACCGCGCACCGCACCUCCCACCCCCCGCGGGCACUUUCGGCGGCUACCUCCUCCACCCGCACUUCAAAGGGACACCCCCCCAGCACGGCCCGCCACCGCCGCUCGCGGCGUCGCUCCGCGGCAAGCCCUGGGAGGGCUUCGCGGCGGUCGCGCCCGUCGGGCCCGCGUACCUCGUGCAGAACAGCUCGCUCUGGGCCACGACCGCGCCGUUCGCGCCCGCGCGCAUCCUCCCGCGCGGCGCCGGGCCCGUCCACGCGGCGUCCCAGGCGGCGGCGGAGCCCGCGGCCCCGCGGCGGAGCACCGACUCGGACGGCCCGCCCGGGUGGGACGACGGCGAGUCCGCGGGGCCGCGCCGCGCGGACGACGGCGCUGUCGAGGACCAGGGCACGGGACGGCAGUUCUUCUCUCCGGGCGUCGGGCCGGUGGCCGGGUGCCGCAUCACGAAGUCGCGGUGCCGGAAGACGACGUCGGAGGUCCUCGUCACGGAGCUCGAGCUGCGCGGCAUCACGAUGGGGCCUCUGGGCUCGUAUAACAAGAAGGACCUCCUGAACCGGCUCCUGGAGCACGCGUACGAGGGGCGGUACGACGAGAUCGCGGCGUCGUGGCAGGGGGACUCCCAGAAGGGCGUGCGCGUGAUCGCGCGCGCCGCCGAGCAGCUCGCGAGCGCGGUUGUGGAGAAGCUGGGGGCGGCGGCGGGGGGGUUCGAUGGCUGGGACCUGUCGAACCGGCACGGGCUGCAGGUGAUGUUCCUGGGGACGUCGUCCGGCGCGGUCUCGGCCGCGCGGAGCCUUCCGAGCGUCGUCCUGCGGCUCGAGCGGGCGCUGUGGGUGUUUGGCGCAGGCGAGGACGCGCAACGGCAGCUGCAGCGCACGACGCUGUCGCCGUACCGCGUGGACCGGAUCGUCGUGCCGUCGACCGCGCCGGAGUUCCUGAACGGCCUCCCGGGCCUCGUGACCACGGUCUCCGUCGCGCGGUGCGGGGGGUCGUCGAACGUCCCGCGGCACAAGGAAGCCGCAACGCCGCUGCGGAUCUACGGCCCGCCGGGCCUCGCGCGGUACCUCAACACGAUCUUCUCGGUGUCGCAGGGGUACAUCGCGAUGCCCGUCGUCGUCUACGAGCUCUGGGACGCCGCCGGCGCGCCCGCCGCCGCCGCGCAGGGGCGCAUGUCGCCGACGCUCCUCAACCCGCGCAGCAAGAUCUUCGCGUGCAAGCUCUACCCCGACGCCGUCCGCGGCGGCGACGCGUACGAGGAGGACGACUCCUUCGACGACGAGCUGUACCGUCAGGUCUACAAGUGGGAACUUGACGACGCGCCGCGCCUGGGCGACGCGCGCAACGUGUUCCGGGAGUUCGGGCGGCCGCUCGCGCUCGCGGACGGGUACGAGAAGAGCGCGGCGCUGCUGGACGCGGAGGCCGCGGCGGGGACCGGGGCGGGGCCGGAGGGCGCGCUGCCGGUGUGGACGGUGCGGUGCGGAGACCAGUUCUCGCUCGUGGCGGCGCAGACGGGCGCGGAGCCCGGGCGGGAGGCGUGGGCGUGGGUCGCGCUCGAGGCGGACAAGGCCGGGCGGAUCGACACGGAGCGCUGCCGCGAGCUGGGACUCCCCCCGGGGCCUGAGUACGCGCGGCUCAAGGCGGGGGAGUCCGUGGAGCUCCCCUCGGGGGAGAUCGUGCGCCCCGAGGACGCCGUCUCGCCGGACGUGCCCGGGCGGAAGGUCGCGAUGAUGCUCGACCCGGCCGGGAGCGCUGCGGGCCUGGCGAACAUCGUCGACAACGCAUCGCUGAUUAUCGCGGGGACGAGCUUCGCUGCGCGCGGCGUCGAUGCGGAGCGGGGGAGCGCUGGCGGGGAGGAGGCGGCGGUGGCGCUGGCGGCGCGCGCGGGCGCGCUGGCGGGCGCGGCGAACGCACGUGCGCUGCUGCUGUCAGGCAUCUCGGAGGCGUUUUCCGGGGAGGCGGACAGCGCGGGGCGCGCGGAGGAGACGCUGCUGGACGCCGCGCGCGCGCAGUUCGGCGGCGCCGUCGCGAUCGCGUCGGACCUGGACGCGCUGUCGAUCCGGAAACAGCGCGGAAACAACGAGGACGACGACUGA
Messenger RNA from Pedinophyceae sp. YPF-701, 2361 nucleotides. NCBI's taxonomy places the organism in Eukaryota, Viridiplantae, Chlorophyta, Pedinophyceae. The record is from the annotation of a GenBank genome assembly.